CUAUCCUCGAUGUUGUUUCUUUGCGUUUAAAUCCUGCGAACAUGUCACACAGCUCACUUACUUCUGGUGUGUACUAUUUCCGCUGCAGCAGUCGUUGUCCGAUUGGUGCCCUCAACCUACCGGUGGACGUAAUAUAGCAAUAAAUUCCAAACACGAAAUGAGUCAGCUACUGCGCUCCUGCUCAUCGAUGCACUCCUGCAUGCUGCGACCACGCCAUCGCUUCAAACCCUCUUGCUGGAAACAACCCCCAGUCGCGCGGUUUCGUUACAUCUCUGCAAUUGAGAACAAAGUGGGUACAUCAGGUCGCGCUAUCCACCUUGGUGCCAUCGGCAGCCGAGCAAUCAGCAGCGCGGUCGCGAGUUGGAGCAGCACCACCAGCAGUCUCGCUGCCAGCAACAGCAGCUGCAGCAGCAGAAGCAUCGGGGGACCUUCCAUGCGGUCCAUAGCCGUAAGAGUGGGACUUGGGACAACGCCGCAGAGGCCCAUCGAGCCAGGAAACGGGUUUGUCACGUUGGGGAGCUAUGUGCACCACGAGGUCGAGGUGAAGAAAUCUAAGUUCGUGGUUCACGCCUGGCCCGUGACCAGCCCUUCGGAAGCGCUCUCCCUCAUUCACUCCACCUCCGACCCGUCAGCGUCCCACAACUGCUUCGCUUACCGUGUGGGCGCCGAGUUCCGUUCCUCCGACGAUGGCGAGCCGGGCGGGACCGCGGGCCGCCCCAUACUGGCGGCCAUAGACAGCCAGGGGCUGGACCACGUGGCUGUGUUAGUUACGCGGUACUUUGGCGGCAUUAAAUUGGGGCCGGGAGGGCUUGUACGGGCGUACGGCGGUGCAGCCAAGGAGUGUUUGCGGCAGGGAAUGUGGAUCGUCAAGAAGACGCGGGCGGCGGUGGUGGUGGAGGUAUCGUACGAUGAGCUGGGUGUCGUCUAUGGUUGCCUGGACAUGCAUGGCUGCAAGCGGGUUGCGGAAGAGUUUGGCAGCUCCGGAACAGUGGAGAUUCGAGCGAUGGUGGACGCGGAUCGACUGGAGGCGCUGAAGUCAGCGGUAGCGGACGUAACUGGGGGACGGAGGCGCGUGGAGCUGGCACCUCCUGCGGGGGACCUGGCCGCGACUGCAGCAGCCGAUAGUUGACAGCCAGGGCUAGCACCGUCGGUGUGCGGGACAGCAUGUGUAGCUUCAAUCAAUUUCGACAAACAACAUUUCACGUCGUCGCUGCGACUGCUGCGACUGUUGCAACAUGUAAUUCAAUCUUGCGUGCAUGUGGGAAGUUUGCGCCUUUGGUAUGUAUAUAGCAACUGGAAAUGUGGAUUAUAGAGGACGAUGGAGUUGAUGGAUUCUUGAGGCUUGUCUGUGAGAUGCCCGGGUUUUCGACAGGUCUUCGUACUACAAUUUAGCUGACUAGCAGUUUUCCCAGAACAUGUUGAUGAUUGAUUGAAUUUUUCCAAGUCCUCUUCAUGUAGACUUUUAUUAUUAGGGAAGGCUUGGCAUGAACUUGAUAGUCGACAAGCCGGACAUCCAAUCCAUGACCCGCGGGAGCACCUCAUAACUCCAAGAGCUUCCAGUAUUAGAUACCUGUAACGUCUUAUUAUGGG
This is a messenger RNA of Volvox carteri f. nagariensis, 1590 nucleotides long. RefSeq lists its product as uncharacterized. Gene Ontology annotation, cellular component: cytoplasm. The coding region runs from base 158 to 1129 and encodes 323 amino acids. The transcript has 5 exons. The record is from RefSeq and is a predicted model, not a curated record. Gene Ontology annotation, biological process: regulation of translational initiation. NCBI's taxonomy places the organism in Eukaryota, Viridiplantae, Chlorophyta, Chlorophyceae, Chlamydomonadales, Volvocaceae.